AGUCAGUCGCCUCCGACGCCCAGAGGACUACACGAGCCGCCGGAUUAUGUCGGUUGACCUCUGAUGCGCCUGCCGCUCUGGGGAUUUAUGAUAUUGACUGGGAUAAAGUGUGAGUCAGCACGCACGUGUCCCCUCGACCACGUGACUGAGCAGCGGGAGGCGGGGCUAUUUGGUGGCAGACCUCGGUGUCGCACGCUGAUGAUGGAAAGGAGGAUGGGCGAGCCACACUCUCUGCCGCUGCUGCUGCUGGUGGUAGGGGCGGUGUUACUGGGACCCCUCGUCAGCACACUGGACGUCCCGCUAGACCUGCCACAGCCCCCCACCAUUACUCACCAAUCCCCCAAGGAUUACAUCAUCGACCCCCGGGAGAACAUUGUCAUCCAUUGUGAGGCCAAAGGGAAGCCUCAUCCAAGUUUUUCCUGGACAAGAAACGGAACCCACUUUGACCUGGAGCAGCACCCCAACGUGCACAUGCGGGCCCACUCGGGGACGCUGGUGGUGGACAUCAGCCGGGAGCGGGCGGAGCACUAUGAGGGCGCGUACCAGUGCACGGCAAGGAACAAACAUGGGACCGCCGUCUCCAAUGACAUCGUGGUGCGGCAGCCCAGGUCACCUUUGUGGUCCAAAGAGAAGAUCAAGCCAAUCGUCAUUCAGGAGGGCGUGUCCUUGGUGUUGCCAUGUCGACCCCCCGCUGGCUUUCCUCCGCCCAUUGUCUUCUGGAUGGACAACAGUUUCCAGAGGUUGCCCCAGAGCAAUAGGGUGUCCCAGUCGUUGAACGGAGACCUUUACUUCUCCAACGUGCUACACGAGGACUCCAGGAGCGACUACAUCUGCUACGCCCGCUUCCCACACACGCAGACCAUCCAGCAGAAGCAGCCCAUCGCCGUCAAAGUCCUCAACCUGGACGCGAUCAAUGAAACAAUGGAAGCUUUUUACAAUGACACUGAUUUAUUUAGUGAAGAGCCGGUGGAUGAGAGGAAGCCCACGUUCCUUAUCCCGUCUGGACCUUCCAGGUCCAAAAUGGUGCUACGUGGUCAGGUGCUGGAGAUGGAGUGCAUUGCAGAAGGACUGCCCACUCCUGACAUAUCCUGGGCCAAAGUGAGUGGCGAGCUCCCGACCAUGCGCGCCUCUUUCCUGCAUCACCAGAAAAUACUGCGCAUCGUCAACGUGUCGGAAGCGGACGCUGGCAACUACCGCUGCACUGCCAGGAACAGGCUGGGCUCAGUCCACCACACCAUCCAGGUCACGGUCAAAGCUGCUCCAUACUGGAUCAGCGGUGCUCCCCGGAACCUCGUCCUCGCCCCGGGAGAGAACGGGGUGCUAAUGUGCAGGGCCAGUGGCACGCCCAAGCCCAGCAUCCAGUGGGCCAUGAAUGGUGUUCCCAUAGAGUAUAUCCCAAAGGACCCCAGCCGGAAAGUGGAGGACGACACUAUCAUAUUAACCGACGUGCAGACAGGAUCCAGCGCUGUGUACCAGUGUAACGUCUCCAACCAACACGGCUACCUCCUGGCCAACGCCUUCGUUAAUGUCCUGUCCGAGCCGCCCAGAGUGCUGACGCCGGCCAACAAAGUCUACCAGGUCAUCAAGAAUCACAGAGCCCUGCUCGAGUGUACUUACUUCGGCUCACCCAUCCCCAAAAUUACCUGGUUCAAGGAGAGUCGUUCUGGUACGCUAGACGCCGAGACGCACAAGGAGCACGACAACGGCACUUUAGAGAUUCGUGUGGCUCAGCCUAGGAAUAGCGGAAAGUACACUUGUGUGGCCCGGAAUUCUCUCGGUAUCUAUGAGAAUCAUGUGCACCUGGAAGUCAAAGAACCGACCCGCAUCCUGAGGCAGCCCGAGUACCGAGUGGUGCAGCGUGGCAGGUCCGUGGUGUUUGAGUGCAAAGUCAAGCACGACCCCUCGCUCACACCAACCAUGACGUGGCUCAAAGACAACGGGGAGCUGCCCGACGACGAGAGAUUCGUAGUGGACGCCGACAGCCUCACCAUUGGCGACGUGACCGAGAGCGACGCCGGCGUGUACACGUGCAUCAUGAACACAACGCUGGACCACGACUCGGCCAGCGCCGAGCUCACCGUUGUCGAGGCCACGCCGGCGCCGGCUGUUGUCAACGAGCGACCCGAACCCCCGACCGACUUGGAACUGACGGACCACAAAAAGAGGAGUGUUCAACUCACCUGGAUUCCCGGCGACGAGCACAACAGUCCUAUUCAGAAAUUUGUGAUCCAGUAUGAAGACUCUCUCCACCACCACAGAGGUCACUGGCACAACCUUACCGAAGUCCCCGGAACUAAGACCACAGCCCACCUGAAGCUGUCGCCCUACGUUCACUACACCUUUCGAGUCCUCGCCAUCAAUUCCAUGGGUGUCAGCCGACCCAGUUUCCCCUCCAAGAUGUAUAAGACUGAACCUUCAGCUCCAGAUGAGAAUCCAACAGAUGUACAUGGAUUUGGAACAGCACAUGACAAUCUUGUCAUCUCAUGGAAGCCGCUGUCAGGCCUCCAGGCCAACGGGCCAGGACUCCAUUACAGAGUAAUGUGGAGGCAGAAGAUGAUGGACAGCGAGUGGAUCGUGGCGACCGUCGCCAACAACUCCAAGUUUGUUGUGUCCAGAACGCCCACGUUUGUUCCGUACGAGCUCAAAGUUCAGGCUGUGAAUGACUACGGAGCAGCACCCGAGCCUGCCGUUGCUUACGGCCACUCUGGAGAGGAUUUGCCAGUCGCCGCUCCAGAGUCUGUGCAGGCAUACGUGUUGAACAGCACCCUGGCGGAGAUCCACUGGGAGCCCGUGCCUCAAAAACUAAUACGUGGAUACCUCAAAGGCUACAAGGUGUAUUACUGGAGAGAGCGCAGCCUGCACAAACAUAACCCCCAUCACACAGAGAAGCAGAUCCUGACAUUCAGCGGCAACCACAGCAAGGGAAAGCUUCCUGGCCUGCAUCCCUUCAGCCUCUACUCAUUUAACGUCAGAGUGUUUAACGGCAAAGGAGAGGGCCCCCCGAGUCGCAACCAGCAGUUUGAGACCCCCGAAGGAGUUCCUGGAGCUCCUUCCUCCCUGACAGUCACCAACCCCAAUUUGGACUCUUUAAGCCUUGAGUGGAACCCUCCUCGUGACCAGAACGGACUCCUGACAGGAUACACCCUCAAAUACCACCCAGUCAAUAACUCCAAUGAGCUGGGCCCAGAGGAGGAGCUGGCCCUGGCUGCCAAUGAGACCUCGGUCACUUUGCUCAACCUCAAGUACAGCACGCGCUACAAGUUUUAUUUGAAUGCCAAAACGCGUAAGGGGCCCGGCCCGGCCGUUACGCAGGAAGCGGUCACCAUCGUGGACGAAGCGUCGGCGGCCAGUCCUUUCGGGAGCGUUAACUCAUCCAGGGGAGAGGACGGCACACUGAUCAGUUGGGAGUACUGGGGCCCGGAGAGAAACAUUUAUUUAGAAUACAUAGUGGAAAACAGUGAAGGCGAAGACGAAUGGCGCAAAGAGCUGGUGAACGGCUCUCAGAACUUUAUGCUGAGGGGCUUGAAGGAGGGCCUCUCCUAUAGGGUGCGCUUGGUGGCCCAAGGUCACGGCGACCAAGAGCCCCACCGCUCCAAGGAGCUCACGGUGACGGUGCCAGCUGUGGCGAGCCGACAGGUGGAUAUCGCGACGCAGGGUUGGUUCAUCGGCCUCAUGUGUGCCAUCGCCCUCCUCAUCCUCAUCCUUCUCAUCAUCUGUUUCAUCCAGAGGAACAAGGGAGGCAAAUAUCCAGUCAAAGAAAAGGAGGACGCUCACACGGACCCGGAGUUCCAGCCCAUGAAAGAUGAAGACUGCACUUUUGGGGAAUACAGCGACAAUGAGGACCAUAAACCGUUAAAAGGGAGCCGCACACCAUCGAGCGCUACGGUUAAGCGGGACGACAGUGACGACAGUUUAGUAGACUACGGGGAAGGAGGAGACGGCCAGUUCAACGAGGACGGCUCGUUUAUCGGCCAGUAUAGCGGAAAGAGCGUCAGCCGGGACACCGCCGCCGCCGAGGGCCACGAGAGCUCCGAGGCGCCCUCCCCGAUUAACGCCAUGAACUCCUUGAACUCCUUCGUGUAGUCUCGACAUCCAUGGGGGGGGAAAGGACAGGCAUGUUGUCAAUGGGAAACCUUCACGGAGACACUUUUAGGAAGACAAUAACCGAAUGCCUUUACUAUUAAUUAUCCGCUCUAGACAUUUUCACCAAGACUUUUCACUGGUACGGUUUGGUUCCCAGUCCCUUUAAAAGUGGCCACUACGUUUUGCGAUCAUUUCUGCACUCGAUUUAUCCUCCUCGCCCGCAGGUUCCGCUGCAUUAAUUUAAAUUUUUAUUUUUUAUUAAGGAAACUGACAUCGUCAAAGGUCUAUUUGCUUGUUUGUUCAUACUAUGACUGCCAUGUUUUAUUCUUCCCACGAAGUAGCUUGUACACAAAUUUAAUCGCCAUCAAAUAAGGCCCACCAUUCAUAAUAUCUUCAUAUUAACAGUCCUGUGCAUUCGUCAUGGCCCACUCUUAGAUUUGUGGUUUUAUCCAGCUUCUUUUGGCUAAAUUAGCCUGAUACAUUCGUAAAUGCUCUCUUAAAUUGAAUGCUACAAUAAUUGUUGCUCAUAAUCCCAUUCCUGUUCAGUAUCUCCACUGAAAAAGCGUGAGAGGAAGGGUAUUUGAGUUCUUUUUUAGUUGGUUGGUUGGUUGCAGGUGAGUUCACAAACAAGCUAGCCAUUUAGGCAUUAGCUAGUUAGUUAGCAGGAUGAUAUGAAAAUUAACCCACAAGUUGUUUCAUUGCUAAUCCUACACCAACUAUUUUUUUUCCCUUCACAAAUUGGUUACUUAGCUUGGCUAUGCAAAAACUAUAGAACCCCUUUUCCCCCCUGCUUGUUAGUUGCUGUGUUGGCUAGCUAGCUAGCUAACAGAUUAGUUAGCAGGCAAACAAGCUAUUUAUUACAUGGCUCCUUAGCUGGAUUGGACUGCUUGGUUAAUUACCUAACCUGCGAACACUUAGUUAGGGAAAAAGAAAAUAAAUCAUGUUCCACCUUCAUGACGUGUGACAGCGUAAGGCAACAGUUUGAUGGUUAGUGUGUUAGCUUGAUACGCGCACGUUAAUUAGCAAGAAUACUCUGUAGAGGGGAAGAAGAAAGAAGCUAUUACAUUGUAGUCAGGGUCUGGAUAAAGGAAUUGUAUUUUCCGUUUUGAUGUCAAUGGAACGGUUCACACCCCCAGAGUCAUAAAGGUACCGUCUAACCAGGAAAUAGCCUGCUAACUAAAAAUGGACACAGACAUGGUGGAAAAACCGCAAAGCUAGUGGUGACCUGAGACUUUUGCACAGUACCGUAGAUAUAAAGCAGAGCAUUGGUGGCAUGCAGCACUGUACAUGUUCUUCAUCAUGACUUGUUGCAUGGCCUGUCACGUGACCGCCCAAAACAUGCAUGUGUCCUCUGCUUCAUGACGUGCCAGUGCCUUUUCUUCGCAAAGCAGGGCUUCGAUACCUACGACAUUCACGACAAAACAACAUGUAACGGGGAAGUUUUACUUCAUGACAUUUUUGCUAUGUUUUAAGAGAUUGAUAUAACAGUUCCUCUAAGGUUGUUGUUUUGUUUUUGGAAUUGCUUGACGGGCCACGUCAAAUGCUUUCGUGGGCCUUAGUAAAAUGUGCCAUAAAAUUUGGGUGUAGGUCUGGAUAAAUGUGGAGAUCCAGGAUUUAUUCCUCGGCGGAGGUCAGUGCUCUUAACUUUAUUUCGUCAUCACGGCGUGAAGUUUUCAACGCAGUGGCGGUGGGGGCCGUUUUUGUCUUUGGGCACUUUUUUUUCCAACAUAAUCCUGUUGUACAAUAAACAUGAGCAAAGAAAUUUAAUUCAAUUACAUUGUAUUUUCCUUGGUGAAGGUCAGUACUCACCUUCUCAUUGUUUUAAGUCACAGCCCAUGCUUUGAGUAGUCUCACUGGACCGCAUUAAAACAAAUAACAUCAUCAUGUUUAGGUCAUCUGAAUGUAUGCAGCAUCCACACCUGUUAUUCAUUUUCUACAAUAAUAAUAAUAAUAAUAAUAAUAAUGUGUUGACGUGUACUAACAACGCUUCUUGAGAGCCUUUAGAUGGGAUCAAGGUUUGUUUUUUCUUAACUUGCAUCAAGUUUGACUUUCUUUUUAUUGUUAUGAUGAUGACUUGUAGAAUAUUUUGUUGAAAUAUGUAAAUACACCUUCGAGUGGAUUGUACAGGGCUUGCGAGCAAGGCGACAUUGUGCAUGAUUUCUAAUGUUCAUAGGACUGUAUUAAAUGUAGAGAAUAUAUAUAAAUAUACGGUAAUCUUUUCUUUAUUGCUGUGCAUUGUGUACAUAUGUUGUUCUGCAAUGAAAUGAAUGGGCAGAUACAAAUCAUAUACGCCUGAUUUAAUUUUUUUAAUUUUUUUUUUUUUUCAGAUAUUGCUUGUCUGGUUGACGUAUUUCUAUACUGCCAAAAUGUUAUCAACAAUAUUUCAACUUGUUUUUGUAUUUAAGAAACAGAUUUGUACUAACAAAAUACUUUCUUUGUUUCGAUUUAAUUGCCCUUUUUUAGUGCAAGUAUGACUCUUCAUACGGGAAUCUCUAUUGACUGAAUAAACAAUCAUUUU
This is a messenger RNA of Phycodurus eques (leafy seadragon), 6601 nucleotides long. Its product is annotated as neuronal cell adhesion molecule-like. The record is from RefSeq and is a predicted model, not a curated record. NCBI's taxonomy places the organism in Eukaryota, Metazoa, Chordata, Actinopteri, Syngnathiformes, Syngnathidae. The coding region runs from base 64 to 4083 and encodes 1339 amino acids. The transcript is spliced from 29 exons. Gene Ontology annotation, biological process: cell-cell adhesion; brain development. Gene Ontology annotation, molecular function: cell-cell adhesion mediator activity.